Papaver somniferum (opium poppy) is the source of this 2154-nucleotide messenger RNA. RefSeq lists its product as uncharacterized. The coding region runs from base 1 to 2154 and encodes 717 amino acids. The record is from RefSeq and is a predicted model, not a curated record. The transcript has 5 exons. NCBI's taxonomy places the organism in Eukaryota, Viridiplantae, Streptophyta, Magnoliopsida, Ranunculales, Papaveraceae.
AUGAUCUGGGUUCAUCUUCCUGGACUCAGUUUAGAAUAUUGGGAUGAGAAAACUCUUUUCACCAUAUGUAGUGCUCUGGGGGAUCCAGUUAAAGUUGAUGAUGCUACUCUUAAUUUUGAGAAUGAGUAUUAUGCUAGAGUGUUGGUGAAUAUUUAUUUAGCAAAGAAAAUUCCCAGCAAAUUAUGGAUUAAAACCAAGUUUGGAGGUUUUAUGCAACAAGUAAUUCCCACUAAGCCACCAAAGUUCUGUAAUCACUGCAAAAUAGUUGGUCAUCUUCAAAUUGAAUGCAAAGCAAAGAAGGAGGGUGAUGAUAAUCAGCAAGUUCACAACACUCCAAAAUUCAUUCCUAAAACUAAUCCACCUGAGGAAGCUCAUAAAAGUGCAAGUACAAAAUCCAAUGGACAAAAUGGUGGUAGUCACUUUACUGCCACAACAGAGAAGUUUGAUAUUUGUGAGACUCCAGUUAAUCAAAUUCAGCAGACAUCCACCUCAAUUAACAAGACAAAUGGAUCAAUAAAUAUUACUUCAGGUAUGUUUGGAUCAUUGAGUACAGAAGAAAAAAAUAUUAUUGAUAAACAAUUUAUUGAGCCUGCAAAAAUUCUAAAGAUAGUAUCAGAAAAUGUUGUAGAAGCAAGUAUGGUUAAAUACAUUAAUGAAAAAGAUGGUUCAGUCUCAGAAGAGAGAAUUCCAACAACUUCAUGGUCCAGGAUGAUCACAGUGCAAGUUGGUGAUGUUCUUAUUUCUGGAGUCCAUGCACGUGUGAGUGCAGUUCAGAGAAGGUAUCUUUCGUAUGAGAUGGAGAAAAUUAAAAUGCUUAACUUUCCAUGGCUAGUUAUAGGUGACUUUAAUGUAAUUACUUCAGUAGAUGAAAAAGUUGGAGGGAAAUGCCAAAAUAAAAGAUCAAUUUUGGAUUUUACUUCUUGUUUAAAUACUUGUGAACUUAUACAAGCUCCUAAGACAGGUCUAUCUCACUCUUGGUCAAACUUCCAGCAUGGAAACAAAAGAAUACUUUGUAACUUAGACAAAGCAGUGAUAAAUCAAAUGUGGAUGCAAAAAUAUGAUUCUUGGGGAUAUAAAGUUGGAUUGAGAGUAGCUUCUGAUCAUGCUCCAUUAUUAGAAGGUUUUGCACAAUGUCCUAAGCCAAAGAAUACUCCUAUGAAGUUUGAGCAGAUAUGGUUAUCUCAUCCUAAUUUUUUAGAAGUUGUCAAUAAGUGUUGGUCUGAAAAUAUUCAAGGAGAUCCUGCUUUUGUGUUUCAUCAAAAAAUGAAAAAAUUGAAAAAAAAAAUCCUCAAAGAAUGGAAGUGGAGUGUUUUUGGAAAUGUAAACAAUCAGAUUAAAGAAGCUGAGAUUAAAGUGAAAGAAGCUAUGAUCAUUUCUGAUGAGAAUCCUUUUGAUGAAGAUUCUCUCAACAACUUGGUUGCUGCUCAAAACAUUCUUAACUCUAAAGAAGUUCAGCUAAGUACACUCCUUAAAAAUAAGGAAGUAGAAAUCUCUGAUUCUAUGUUGAAUGUUAUACCUGAAGUUAUUACAAAAGAGGAUCAAGAAAUGUUACAGCAAAUUCCAGAGGAGGAGGAGAUUGAAACUAAUAUCUUUAAUAUGGAUCCCAAUAGUACUCCAGGGCCUGAUGGAGUUUCAUCUUGCUUAUGUGAAGGGCAGAAGCAUACAAGAACAUAUAUUACUAGCUUCAGAAAUGGUUAUGAAAUGAAGAGGAAGAGAAGAGGUGGAAAUGUUGGCAUAAAGAUUGAUAUCUCUCAGGCUUAUGACACAGGUCAUAUCAAGCCAGUGGUUCUAAGGAAAAACAUAGAUCCUACACAUCUGUUCUUUGCAGAUGAUGUGUUCAUCUUUUGCAAUGGGGAGAAAAAAAGUUUUCUGGCUCUUAUGAAGGUACUUGAAGAUUAUCAGGAAAGUUCUGGCCAGAAAAUCAACAAAAGUAAAAGCAAAUUAUUCAUUGAUGGCACUACUGAUCAAAAGAAAAUGUUGAUUAAAAAUAUUAUGCAAAUGGAGUUAAGUAGCUUUCCAGAUAAGUACCUAGGAGUGAUCCUUACAACUGGAAGGGUCAAAACUAGUACUAUUUGGACAAUAGUAUUCCAAUGUAUAAUAUGGCUAUAUACAAGUGGGAUGCUUCCAUUAUCAAGAUCUGUGAGAAGAUUGUAA